This is a messenger RNA of Gongylonema pulchrum, 324 nucleotides long. NCBI's taxonomy places the organism in Eukaryota, Metazoa, Nematoda, Chromadorea, Rhabditida, Gongylonematidae. The record is from the annotation of a GenBank genome assembly.
AUGUUACCUCAUACGAUAAUACUGGAACCUCUGCAAGACUGCUUCCUUUCCGGUGUUCUUGGUUGUUGCGCUCUUCUGAUUCUCUUUUCGUCCACACCACUCCUGGUCAUCUAUUACUUCAUCUUCCAUCUGAAUGGGCCGCUGCCUUUUUCGUUUGCGCAGUUCCUGUUUGUUUGGCUGUAUCGUGAGGGAUCAGCAUUUCCGACGUGGUGCCGUGCCGUACUCAAUCCAAAUAUCAAAUGGCGAUCCGGUAACUUUCGGUUACGUUGGGGUGGACGAAUUGUUCAGCCAACGCUUCUGCCGAGAAAAGCGAACUGUAGCUGA